GACACGGUGGGCUAUUUGUAGUGUCUAUGGGCUUGGGGAAGCGAAUUACUACAUUAGGAAAAAUUUGGGCUGGGUCGAUUUACCAAACUAAAGGCUAAGAUUAUCUAGGUAUUUGACCACAAGGAUAUAAUGGCCUGAUUCAUCAUCUUGUUCGUUCUUUAAAUAUUUGUUCUGGGGGAUGAUCUACGUCUCCACCGCCAAGCUCGCCGUCAUCGACGAGCCGGAACGACCGAGUCUCUCGCCGAUCACUGCCGCUGCUGAUCCUGCUUUCUCCACUCCGGAGGAGAAGGAGCACCGGAUCACGAAGCCGGUGACCUGUCCUCCAGCGCCGCUCAGAGCUCCCCCGAAGCGCAAGCUCUCCCGCUCCGCGAUCCUCAAGAUAACCUAAAAGUUCCGGGCGGGCAGGGAGUUCUUCCGCUCGCCAGAGCUCGAAGUCGCACUCGUUGUCAACUUUUUCGCUGUCGAGACCGCCCGUCGAGCUCCUCUCAAGUGCGAUCUCCGGACUCUCAAGUACUUCCCCUAGCUACCGACAUCGUUGAAUUGUCUUGUAAUUAGGAUUUCACCUGGGAAUUGUUUCGAAUUUGGGAUUCUCUCCUUGGGUUGCUCGGAGAUUAGGCUGCCGGCGGAUCAUCUCCCCCACAGGCCUGAAUGCGGUCUUGUCAGUUAUAAUCACGAACAGGGUGGCGGUUACGCUUCUUGGCCGACGGUUCAGAUAAGUAUUCCUUUAUCAUUUAUUUUUUAUUAUUAUUAUUAUUGUUAUUUAUUUAUUUCCCUUAAUAUAUCCUUCAUACUUUAUUUGUUUUUAAUUAUUCUUUCAAACUUUUUUCAUUUUUCUCGUAUGUAUCUAUUGCCUUCUUUUUAAAAUUAUAUACUUUCAAAUUGUUAGGUCUCCGAAAUUUAGGUUGUACCUUUUUUAAAAAUAAAAAUAAAAGUUUAGGUGUGUAUCGGGUGGUGCCGGUUAUCUAGGGUUUCCCGAUGACCUGGUACUCUAUUUCAAGGGCGAAUUGCUGCCUUGUGUCUAUGUUGACUUGUUGGCUCUUUGGCUUGGAUGGUCCUGGUAGGGACCUUUGUUUGCUCAUUUUGCAGGUGAAGAUUCAAUUGCACAAUAGUCGAUCGGUGGCGGGUGUCUUGUCCACUAGGUGGCCUUUUGAUGAGAUUUGAUGGAGCACUUGGAAAUGACGCCCCUGAUGUUGAAGGAACCCCUUGAACACUAUUAAUAUUUAGUUUGAUGGUGCGGUCAAGCAUAGUCACGAAGGUAGUAUUGCUUUUGUGGGUUUCCAAUUGUCAAUUGAUACAGCGGGAUGGUGGGAGGCGACUUGGCGCAUGAUCGGGGUGGGCUCUAUUCGAGGAUACUCGGAGCUUAGCUUCUCACUUCAGUCGGAUUUCUUACUGCUUUGUUUCUGUUCGACUAAAUAGGGCUGCCCAUCAUGUGGCACAAAAGGCCCUCUCAUCGGGAGUUCGACUAUUGGUGUCGACGAUCCCGGGUUUUCCUUUCUUCCUCCUUGUGACUAUCUUUUCAACACUAACUUUGCGAAAAAAAAAAUAUUUGUUCUGGUAAAUGAGAUGAAAAGAAAAGCCGGAGAUUUUC
Molecule: messenger RNA, 1588 nt
Organism: Linum trigynum
Lineage: Eukaryota; Viridiplantae; Streptophyta; Magnoliopsida; Malpighiales; Linaceae
Source: the annotation of a GenBank genome assembly